Antrostomus carolinensis (chuck-will's-widow) is the source of this 635-nucleotide messenger RNA. Its product is annotated as cadherin-23-like. Lineage: Eukaryota; Metazoa; Chordata; Aves; Caprimulgiformes; Caprimulgidae. The coding region runs from base 12 to 635 and encodes 207 amino acids. The record is from RefSeq and is a predicted model, not a curated record. The transcript is spliced from 4 exons.
ACAGAGGCUUCAUGGACAUCAUGGACAUGCCAAACACCAACAAGUACUCCUUCGAUGGGGCCAACCCGGUGUGGCUGGACCCCUUCUGCAGGAACAUGGAGCUGGCAGCGCAGGCAGAGCACGAGGACGACCUGCCAGAGAACCUAAGCGAGAUCACUGACCUCUGGAACAGCCCUGCCCGCACCCAUGGGACCUUCGGGAGAGAGCCCUCCGCGGCCAAGCCUGAGGAUGACCGCUACCUGCGGGCAGCCAUCCAGGAGUACGACAACAUUGCCAAGCUGGGGCAGAUCAUGCGGGAGGGACCCAUCAAGCUGAUCCAGAAGGAGCUGGAGGAGGAGGAGGAGCACAGCCCCAGCCCGGGCAGCCUCCGCUUCCGACACAAGCAGCCGGUGGAGCUGAAAGGUCCUGAUGGCAUCCAUGUAGUGCACGGCAGCACGGGCACGCUGCUCGCCUCCGACCUCAACAGCCUGCCUGAGGAUGACCAGAAGGUGCUGGGUCGCUCGCUGGAGACUCUGACCGCUGACUGCGGGGGCUACAGCGACCACAACGCCCGCACCGAGUCGGCCAAAUCCACUCCCCUGCACAAGAUGCGGGAGGUGAUCAUGGAGAGCCCUCUGGAGAUCACCGAGUUAUGA